Fusarium tjaetaba is the source of this 3244-nucleotide messenger RNA. RefSeq names its product DNA helicase INO80. Gene Ontology annotation, biological process: DNA repair. The annotation marks the transcript as partial. The transcript has 3 exons. Lineage: Eukaryota; Fungi; Ascomycota; Sordariomycetes; Hypocreales; Nectriaceae. Gene Ontology annotation, cellular component: Ino80 complex. Gene Ontology annotation, molecular function: ATP binding; ATP-dependent chromatin remodeler activity; ATP hydrolysis activity. The record is from RefSeq and is a predicted model, not a curated record.
AUGGAUCAGAACGGCUAUAACUCCUCGGUGCUGCAGCGGCCACCACAAAGAGAAGAUGGUGGAGAUGACGACCGAGACUCCCGUCCGCAUCACCAUCAUCAUCACCACCAUCAUCACCAUCACCACAACAAUAGGCGCGACGGUGACUCAGCUGGACCUGGGCCUAUAGUGGGAGAAACGGCGACAGCCUCAUCGAAUGCAGGCGGUGCGAAUGUGCAUCAGCACUCCACCUUUAGUCUGCGCUCACCCAAGUCAGAAUACCGUCCUCCUCCCUUUACAUCUCCCAACGGCCAUAGCCAUAGUCAUAGCCAUAGCCACAGCCAUCAAAACACUCCAAGUGCCGGCCAUUCCCUUCAAUCCCCGCCUCGUCCAGCAUUGCCCAAUCCCUACAUGUCAUCGUCCACGGGCGCACCCGGCGGCCCCGUCGCUCCAUCACUUCCACCUCCUGUAGGCCUCAACUCAUCAUCACCUGGAUCGUCAGCUGCAGGACUUCAUCAGCAGCAGCAUCAUCGUCAACCUCCAGCACCACCGCCUGCUGGUCCUCCGCCCGUGUCGCCGCUGCACCCUCCUGUUGCAUACUAUCCUCCCGGGUCGAACCACGACAUUUAUAUACCGCGAGAAACCAAACCUGCAUCACGAGGUUUUUACGACCCUACAACUGAUACAACAAAGGAACGUCGAGUUUCUGACGCGGCGACGUCUGGAGCCUCCUGGCACAACGCCAACGCCAACGCCAACGCGCCCCCGGUUGGCACUCCAAAGACUCACGAUCCGUACCCUUAUUCGCAAUCUGCCGAACAAAGUACUCCUUCAUAUUACAACGGCUCUUACACGUCUCCACGAGGUCCAUCAUAUAGUCGGCCGCGAAGUCCAGCAUCGCAUUCGCAUCAGAACCCUCCAGCUGGUUCUCUCAGCCCUCCGGGGCGACAACCUCUACUCGCUUCUCCAAGUGCGAGACAUGGUGCUACAGCCAACAUGACUUCUACUACUAAUGGGGCUUCUGCCCUUACACCUUACAAGUCUGAUCUCGCAGCUCCAUCACCUCCAAAGCCGGCAUCGGCAAGCACAUCGAGGGCAAACCCAAUGUCUUUUGACAGCAUCCUCUCCAGCUCUGAGCCCGCUCGAAAACCCAAAGAACAAUCGCCUCUGAUUUCACGUGAAGCCGAAGUGGAAAUCAAGCAAGAGCGAGAUUCCAAACGUGACCGAGAACCGAAGCGCGACUCGCGGGAACCCAAACAGACAAAACGCUCCCUAGAACCCGAAGCGGAUCACGACACAGAGGUUGAAAAAGAUGUCGAGACUGAGCCCGAACCGUUUCCUGGUAGAGACAAAGAAAGAGACCCCCCUGCCAAGAAACGAGGAGGCCGAAAGUCAACAAAAGGCCGUGCUUCUGAUAUUCGAGAUGCCGCUACGCCCAAGAAUGGUCGCAGAUUAUCGAUUAAGAAGGAAUCGCCAACACCUCGACUUCCCGCCAAGCGACAAGCAAAUGGCCUGCCCAAGCCAAAGACUUGGUCAGCAGAGAUGGAGAAGAAGAUUCAGAACGCCGAGACACAGAUUGACAACAGGGCUUCAAAUCUGGAACCCGAUGAAUUUGAUCAGCAGCAAUACAAGGAGCGAGCUCAGAAGCGACGACGGGUAAUGGAUCAACUCGACCUGGAACACGGUCUCUCCCGGCGUACGGCUUUUGCGACUUCAACCGGCAAGAAGCUCGUACUCCACGCAGAGCUUGGUAAACGACGCUACGACGAUGUGUUUUACGACGAAGCGCUACAUGAGGUCCGUGAACAAGAAGUUUACGCCGAAAAGGAGCGUAAGAAGGAUAUGCAACGCAAGCGACGUCGUGAGAAGUCAAUGGCUGUUACCAUGGAGCAGAAAGAAGCAGCUCUAGCUCGUGCCGAGGCUGCUGAAGACGAAACCGAACGGCAGAAACAUCUUCGAGAUGCUGAACGCGCCAGUAAGAAGGCACAGCAGACGAAACUCAUUCUCCAGAAGGGUAUAAAGGGUCCUGCCCGUAACUUGGAGCUUAACCUGGAGGGUGGCACCAUGUCUUCAUUCCAGGCUUCUGAUGUGGAAUCUGGGGAAGCCGGCACGCCAUCUAGCAAGCGAAAGGGCAAGGGCCGUAGCGGACCUCGUCUCAAAAAGUCCAAGGAACAAAAGCAAGCCGAAAAGGAUUCUGCCGAAGCCGCUCAAGCCGCUCUUGAUGCCGGAGAGGAACUACCAACCAAAGAAGAGAACCGCGUUCGAAUCAAGAUCAAGAAAACCAAGAAGGAUCCUUCUGCUGAGACAGAGAAAGACAAGGACGACGGCGAUAAGACCGAAGACGAGCCUGUCGAGAAGAAAAGCAAGAAGAGCAAAGACAAAGACAAGGAGAAAGUCGAUGACAUCCCCGACAACGAGAAACGGUUCAUGUCCAAGGGCUACAACCAAAUUUACGACCAGAUUUGGCGAGACAUGGCUCGUAAAGAUGUCAACAAGACCUUCAAGCUUGCCGUGGACUCUUAUGCCACGAAAGCCUCAAAUCUUAAAAAGACAGCCAUCCUGGCAUCGAAGGAAGCAAAGCGCUGGCAAUUGCGGACAAACAAGGGUACCAAAGAUCUCCAAGCUCGAGCAAAGCGUGUUAUGCGUGACAUGAUGGGCUUUUGGAAGCGUAACGAGCGAGAAGAACGAGAUCUCCGCAAGGCUGCUGAGAAGCAGGAGAUCGAGAAUGCCCGAAAAGAAGAAGCUGACCGUGAAGCCGCCCGUCAAAAGAGAAAGCUUAACUUCCUUAUCUCGCAGACUGAGCUGUACUCUCACUUCAUCGGCAAGAAGAUUAAGACUGAUGAAGUUGAACGAAGUACCGACAACCCGGAUGUCGCCAAGGAUGCCCAUCAGAUUGACCAGCAGAAACUCGACAUCGAUGAACCGACAGGACCAGUCACUGGUAAGGUUACCAACUUUGAGAACCUUGACUUUGAGGAGGGCAGCGAAGAGGCUCUCCGUGCUGCUGCUAUGGCCAACGCUCAGAAUGCCAUCGCCGAGGCCCAGAAGAAGGCCCGUGACUUCAACAACCAGGGUCUUGACAUGGAUGAAGAGGGCGAGAUGAACUUCCAGAACCCUACGGGUUUGGGCGAUGUUGAGAUCGAACAGCCGAAGCUCAUCAAUGCCCAACUCAAGGAAUACCAACUCAAGGGUCUCAACUGGCUUGUCAAUUUAUACGAGCAGGGUAUCAACGGUAUUUUGGCAGACGAAAUGGGUCUCGGAAAGA